Messenger RNA from Drosophila kikkawai, 1961 nucleotides. RefSeq lists its product as uncharacterized. The record is from RefSeq and is a predicted model, not a curated record. Lineage: Eukaryota; Metazoa; Arthropoda; Insecta; Diptera; Drosophilidae. Gene Ontology annotation, biological process: proteolysis. Gene Ontology annotation, molecular function: serine-type endopeptidase activity.
CGUCGAUCGGUCCAGCUACCGGAGGAGGGGAACUUUUAGCAAAAACAAUACAACAAAAAAAAAAAAAGCAAAUUACAAAUAAAUAAAUAAACGAGCAGCAAAACACCAGCAUUGGCAACGAGAUCGAUCGCCACGAGCCAUGUUACGUCGCGGCGAAUCGGGCUUUGUAUCAGCCCUGAUCUUGUCGAGCCUCUGCCUGGGCUUCUGUCGGGGAUACUACAGUCUGGAGGUGGGUGACCCCUGUCCGACGGCUAGUUACCGCAGCCGCUGUCAGGCCUUGGACGACUGCGAGACCCUGUCCUCGCAUCUCCAAGUGGGUAGGCUGACCAUCCAGACCGUGGUGAACUGCGGCUUCACCAGUCGCAGCGAGAAGAUCUGCUGUCCCGUAGAGGAUGCAAUCAAUUUACCGCGCAUAGAUUCCACCGAUCCCUCAACCACAACAUCCACUAGCACUAGCUCCACCACUACCUCCACCUCCACCUCCACCUCCACUACAACUACAACAACCACCACCACGACAACUACCACACCUGCCCCUGACAAUGGCGACGAUUGGUUGUCCAUCUUCAAAACGGACCUCGAAUAUGUCCAGGCCUCCACGACACCCGCACCGUUGAGGCCGACGCGUGACAGCGACACCCUGCGGGACAACUCCGUGGGAGCAGAGUGCAUUGCUCCGCUGUACGAGGGCCAGUGCCUCGGCGUGUCCGCCUGCCCCAGCGUGGACACGCUCCUGCGGCAGGGUCGUCUAAGGGACGACGACAUCACCACCUGCCGCGAUGGUACACACGAGGAGAUCAUCUGCUGUCCCCUCAAUCUGCCGCUGGAGCCGCGCGGCACCAAGCUGGGUACCCGCCUGGGAGUCCCUCAAGAUUCCUCAGAGGCCAAGUCACAGCCGGAUCCCCAGGAGGCGGCCGCCAUUGCCCGGGCGGAUGCACUGCUGCCGCAUUACCGUCACCUGGCCGCUUUGGCCCAUCCAAAUGCCGCCUUCGACGGUCACCUGCAUCACUGCUCCGCUCUGGUGCUGACCCCGCAGCUCCUACUCAGCGCCGCCGGCUGCCAGCGACCUAGUCAUGCGGUUUUCGGGGUGGCUGAUAUGCGGGACGUCGACGUGGACGAGGAUUAUUUGGCAGACAUUGUGCGUCUGGCUCAAUUUCGAAAUGAUCUGGCUCUUAUACGACUGCAGGAUCCCCUGCGUUUGGGCCGGGAGAGCUCGGCCAAUGUGAGCCUGGCCCCCAUCUGCAGCCAGUUUGAGUUGGCGCGGCUUCAGGUAAGCGGCAGCCUGGUGGCCGUGGCCUGGGGCAAGGGCGAAGCCACCGACUGUCCCUUGUACGAGCUGCCCAUGCAGCUGCGUCCCAGCUGGGCCUGCGAGGAUCUGCCCAACUAUGGUGGCGUCAAGGAGCUGGGCGGCUUGCAUAUCUGCCUGUCGCCGGAGGGCGGUGAGCUUGCCCUGCAGCGGUUCUCCAAUGACAGCACCUGCGCCCCCUGUCCCUCUGUCGUAAGCAGUGUGCUCCAUUUGGUGCGGCCCGGCGGCAGUCGUUGUGUUUUAGGGAUUGCCACGCCCACGGGUGUGGACUGUGAUGCCCGGGAGAUGUACUUCACUAGUCUCCUGAGUUCACAGUUCAGGCGAUUUGUGGAGCAGGAGCAGAGGGAUUAGUAGCUAGAGAGGAUCUGCCCAGAGCCGCGCCCAUCAGUAGUCAUCUAGGUUAAGCUAGAACCCAUAGGAUAGUCUUAGAUAGUGAAGGAAGAGGAGAAAAGGAGCAGGGUCAGACUGGCAGGAGAGAGUGCUCACCAGCACAACAUGGUCACACUGGUCUGGGUGACUGUACCUCUUCCUGAGGAGAGAAUAAUACCAAUGUGAAACGUUGUAUGCCAAAAUACUGUCAACCUCAAUGUAUGUUAAGAUAUAAGAUUUAAAUUUUAAGAGUACAAGAAAUAUAUAUAUACCUCGACCUGUAAAA